AGCAGAGAACUUUUCCACACCCGGACGCCACGGUUCCUGCAACACAGGACCACUAUUGCCUCUUCACAUCCUACCCGAGAGAGCAGAAAGGUGACCUCUGAGGAUCUGAUAGUUUUAUGGGAAUCAAAAAGGUGGAGUUCGCGGCCUCUUUCUUUAACUGGACUAGCUCCCAGCUCCUCUCCACCUCUCUCCCCAACAACCGGGCUUUUCACCAACGCGCAAGCGCACUUCCUGCCGUCCGCGCCAAGGCUGGGCCGACUCUCUUGUCUCGCCAUUUAAAUCAAACGGUAUUGAGAUGGAUUGGGUUAUGAAACAUAAUGGUCCAAAUGACGCUAGUGAUGGGACAGUACGACUUCGUGGACUGCCAUUUGGUUGCAGCAAAGAGGAAAUAGUUCAGUUCUUUCAAGGGUUGGAAAUCGUGCCAAAUGGGAUAACAUUGACGAUGGACUACCAGGGGAGAAGCACAGGGGAGGCCUUCGUGCAGUUUGCUUCAAAGGAGAUAGCAGAAAAUGCUCUGGGGAAACACAAGGAAAGAAUAGGGCACAGGUAUAUUGAGAUCUUCAGAAGUAGCAGGAGUGAAAUCAAAGGAUUUUAUGAUCCACCAAGAAGAUUGCUGGGCCAGCGACCGGGACCAUAUGAUAGACCAAUAGGAGGAAGAGGGGGUUAUUAUGGAGCUGGUCGUGGAAGUAUGUAUGACAGAAUGCGACGAGGAGGUGAUGGAUAUGAUGGUGGUUAUGGAGGUUUUGAUGACUAUGGUGGCUAUAAUAAUUAUGGCUAUGGAAAUGAUGGCUUUGAUGACAGAAUGAGAGAUGGAAGAGGUAUGGGAGGACAUGGCUAUGGUGGAGCUGGUGAUGCAAGCUCAGGUUUUCAUGGUGGUCAUUUUGUACAUAUGAGGGGAUUACCUUUCCGUGCAACUGAAAAUGACAUUGCUAAUUUUUUCUCACCACUAAAUCCAAUCCGAGUGCAUAUUGAUAUUGGAGCUGAUGGCAGAGCAACAGGAGAAGCAGAUGUAGAGUUUGUGACACAUGAAGAUGCAGUAGCUGCCAUGUCUAAAGAUAAGAAUAACAUGCAACAUCGAUACAUUGAACUCUUCUUGAAUUCAACUCCUGGAGGCGGCUCUGGAAUGGGAGGUUCUGGAAUGGGAGCCUAUGGCAGAGAUGCAAUGGAUAAUCAGGGAGGCUAUGGAUCUGUUGGAAGAAUGGGAAUGGGGAACAAUUACAGUGGAGGAUAUGGUACUCCUGAUGGCCUGGGUGGUUAUGGCCGUGGUGGUGGAGGCAGUGGCGGUUACUAUGGGCAAGGUGGCAUGAGUGGAGGUGGAUGGCGUGGGAUGUACUGAAGCAUAACCACCGAUACAGAAGUCCUGACAACAGCAUCUGGUCUACUAGACUUUCUUACAGAUUUAAUUUCUUUUGUAUUUUAAGAACUUUAUAAUGACUGAAGGAAUGUGUUUUCAAACUAUUAUUUGGUAAAGCAACAGAUUGUGAUGGGAAAAUCUGUUUUCUGUAGGUUUUAUUUGUUGCAUACUUUGACUUAAAAAAAUAAAUUUUUAUAUUCAAA
This is a messenger RNA of Balaenoptera ricei (Rice's whale), 1557 nucleotides long. RefSeq names its product heterogeneous nuclear ribonucleoprotein H3 (gene HNRNPH3). Lineage: Eukaryota; Metazoa; Chordata; Mammalia; Artiodactyla; Balaenopteridae. Gene Ontology annotation, biological process: regulation of RNA splicing. Bases 296 to 1336 code for a protein of 346 amino acids. The transcript is spliced from 10 exons. Gene Ontology annotation, cellular component: nucleoplasm; ribonucleoprotein complex. The record is from RefSeq and is a predicted model, not a curated record. Gene Ontology annotation, molecular function: RNA binding.